Microplitis mediator is the source of this 1203-nucleotide messenger RNA. RefSeq names its product acireductone dioxygenase (gene Adi1). Lineage: Eukaryota; Metazoa; Arthropoda; Insecta; Hymenoptera; Braconidae. Bases 237 to 806 code for a protein of 189 amino acids. Gene Ontology annotation, molecular function: acireductone dioxygenase [iron(II)-requiring] activity. The record is from RefSeq and is a predicted model, not a curated record. The transcript has 4 exons.
UAACUGAACUGUAAUGAUAUAGAUGUAGUCAAAGAAAACGCAGCAAUUGUGUUUUAUCUAGGCAUACUAAUAAAAUAAAAGUCAUCUCUUACCAGUUGUAAUCAAUCUAUCAAGCUAUAAGUAGUUAUAUAUUUUAUACUGCGUAUAACCGCAAUUUUUGUUACGGCUGAUCUUUUACGUCGUAAUUGUUGAAUUAUUGGUUUUUGUUUUAUUUAAAAAAAAAAAAUAACUGUAAAAUGGUCCGAGCUUGGUACAUGGAUGAUAGUUGCACCGAUCAACGUUUAGAACAUCAUAGAAUACCUCCGAAGUAUAUUUCUUUAUCUGAAUUGUUUAAACUUACUGGAGUAGAACAUUUUAAGAUUGAUCCAAAAAACUAUGAAACAGAUAAAAUUUUACAAGAGUUAAGAUCAAAAAGGGGAUAUUCAUAUGAGGAUGAGAUUGAGUGUUCUCAAGAAUGUUUGGAUAAUUAUGAAAAAAAAUUGAAAACUUUUUUUACUGAACAUCUUCACACUGACGAAGAGAUUCGUUUAGUAUUAAACGGAUCAGGAUACUUUGAUGUUCGAGAUAAAAAUGAUGAAUGGAUUAGAAUUGAAGUUAAACCUGGAGAUUUAAUUAUUAUUCCUAGUGGAAUUUAUCACCGAUUUACGCUUGAUAUAAAUAAUUAUAUAAAAGCUAAACGUUAUUUUGUUGGCGAACCAGUAUGGCUGCCUUAUAACAGACCUGCUGAUGAAAUGGAGUGUCGUCAAAAGUACAUUGACCGUUUAAAAAAUAAUUUUAGCACAAGUGUUCAAGAAAUUAAAUCCUAAAAAUAUUUUUUUAUAAAAAUAUUAUAUUACAUUUUUUUAUUAUUGAUUUGUUAUUUUGUAGAAUGUUAUAUACAACUUGUAAAAAUUAAAAUUGUUAAAAAAGUAAAUAGUUAUUGAACUUGAGGAUCAUUGAUUACCUAAAUUAUACUUUCUGAGGCAGUAUAAACUCUGCAAAUAUCCCCAGAGUUUACUACACAAGAUAAAACGGGCCGAAGAAUAUUUCAAAAAAUGAAAUACUUGAAUGAAUUUUUAGGCGUACAUUUUAUGACAGCACAUCAGAUAAUAAUAAAUCAAUAAAAUUGUAAGGCUAGCAUAGUUAUUUUUAUAACUUUUAUUAUUAUUCUAGAAAAAAUAUUACAAAGAUUGUAGAAAAUAAAUUAUGAGUUACAAAUUAUGA